AUGCUCAAGACAUCAUAUCGUGCCCUGCCGGGGUGUUUGAGAAGACCUGUGUCGCAAUGUUCAGUGGGGCUAGCAGCAACCCGCCCUUUUCACUCAACUCGUACCAGCAAUAACCACAGAUCACAGUCCAAUGGUCAAAGCCGGACACAAGAGCAGCGGAAGAACCCACUGCUUCUUGCCUCGGCAUUAUCUGCAACGGCAACUACCAUUGGAGGAACAUUACUAUACACGAUAGUCAACCACGAGAAGAAGAACGAUGACGAGUCUCAGUAUGCGAGUCGAGCUGAGAUGGAACUGGCUGUCGAAGAGAUAAGGAAAGCACUCGGAGAAGACGCUGUCAGUAUAGAAGAUGAGAUACUUCAUUCUCACGGUUACUCCGACUGGUCAACGAUAAAUAUCGACCGGUUACCAGUCGCCGUCACCUUUCCCAAGACGACGGAGGAGGUUGCUACUAUUGCGAAGAUAUGUCAUAAGAGACGCGUACCAAUGAUUCCCUAUUCUGGAGGUUCAAGCGUUGAGGGCCAUUUCUCAGCACCCUUUGGCGGUGUGAGUGUUGACUUUGUGAACAUGAACCAGAUUCUGGAGAUGCACAGCGACGACCUGAAUGUUGUCGUUCAGCCAUCUGUGCCAUGGAUGGAUCUGAACGAGAGGAUUAAAGAUACCGGUCUAUUCUUCCCCAUCGACCCAGGCCCGUCCGCCCAAAUUGGUGGCAUGGUCGGAACAAACUGCAGUGGGACGAAUGCCGUCAAGUACGGUACCAUGAGAGACUGGGUAGUUAACCUCACAGUGGUAUUAAGUGACGGCACAAUCCUUAAAACCCGGCGAAGGCCAAGGAAGUCAUCAGCGGGCUACAACCUCAACUCGUUAUUUGUAGGAUCAGAAGGCACCUUGGGAUUCGUCACUGAAGCAACCUUGAAGCUAGCUCCCAUCCCUGAACAUACAGGUAUUGCGGUAGUCACAUUUCCCUCAGUCAAAGCUGCCGCAACCAUGGCCAUUGAGGUUAUCCGUCGAGGCGUACCAAUCAGUGCCGUCGAGAUACUCGAUGAAGUCCUUAUGAGUGUUAUCAACAGAAUGGGCGCAACAUCAAGAAAGUGGAAUGAAGUGCCAACGCUGUUCUUCAAGUUCAGUGGUAGUGAUGCUAUAGUCAAGGAUAGCAUUGCACAGGUUCAGAGUAUAUCGAAGAAGCAUCAUGCAAAUGACUUCCAAUACGAGAGUGAUCCGGAAAAGCAGAAGGCUCUGUGGUCAGCUCGGAAAGAGGCGUUGUGGAGCAUGAUGGCACUACGUGAGACAGAUGGACAUGUUUGGUCUACGGAUGUCGCUGUCCCUCUAUCACGAGUGUCCGAGCUCAUAGACAUAUCCAAGAAAGAGCUUGUCGAGCUAGGAUUAUUUGGUAGUAUCCUCGGACACAUCGGUGACGGCAACUUUCACGAGACGAUCCUAUUCGAGGAAAAGCAGCGCAAGGAGGUAGAAGAUUGCGUCCACAAAAUGGUCUCACGAGCCAUUGAGAUGGAGGGAACAUGCACGGGUGAGCAUGGUGUUGGACUUGGAAAGAAGGAAUUCCUUAGGGAGGAAGUCGGCGAUGUGCCGAUUCACGUCAUGAGGGCUAUCAAAACAAGUCUGGAUCCGCUUUGGUUGAUGAACCCAGGAAAGAUCUUCGAUCGCAGAGACUAG
Fusarium oxysporum Fo47 is the source of this 1671-nucleotide messenger RNA. RefSeq lists its product as uncharacterized. Gene Ontology annotation, molecular function: D-lactate dehydrogenase (cytochrome) activity; D-lactate dehydrogenase (NAD+) activity; FAD binding. Lineage: Eukaryota; Fungi; Ascomycota; Sordariomycetes; Hypocreales; Nectriaceae. Gene Ontology annotation, cellular component: mitochondrion. The record is from RefSeq and is a predicted model, not a curated record. The coding region runs from base 1 to 1671 and encodes 556 amino acids. The transcript has 8 exons. Gene Ontology annotation, biological process: lactate catabolic process.